Molecule: messenger RNA, 4868 nt
Organism: Lampris incognitus (smalleye Pacific opah)
Lineage: Eukaryota; Metazoa; Chordata; Actinopteri; Lampriformes; Lampridae
Gene: cast
Product: calpastatin
Exons: 31
Coding region: 382-3417 (1011 amino acids)
Cellular component (GO): cytoplasm
Molecular function (GO): calcium-dependent cysteine-type endopeptidase inhibitor activity
Source: RefSeq, a predicted model, not a curated record
GCACGUCGCUCAUCAAGCCCAUUACAGCGCAUUUUGCCCUGUGACUCACUUAUCUGCGUUCAAUUCGCAGUGAGAUUAGUAUUUCAUUAAGCUGAAGUAACACUGAGCUCUAUCUGACAACAACAACAAAAAGGAAAAAAAAGAUGAUACGCCUGUUUCGCUUGUUUCUCAUACGCGUCUGCGUCUCCAUACACGCACCUAAGCGUUUCGCUUGGGGCACAGCACCAGUUUAAUCAAUCAAACACACGGGAGGGGCAAUCGCAGUUGGCUCAAAAGGGGGCCAGUUCGGGGCGUUGGCGCGUUUGAAUCCCAGAAUCCCAGCCCGAGCUAAACGGAGUGAUUUGGAAUUUAAAACGGUUGUUUGUUCGGAAUCGCAGAGAGAUGCCGCAUAAGAAAAGAAGUCACGGCCAUCACAAAAAGACAAAAGAGCAUGGAGGAGCAGAUCCUACCCCAGUUACAUUUCAUCAAAGUAGCAAGCCUGCAGCCCACCAUGUCCCUGCAGCCCAUCAUGCUAAGUCGCAGCCCGGCCAGGCCACCCCGACCUCAGCAGCUCAGGUCUCAAACGUGAAGCCUGCACAGUUUGAGAAGGCACCAUCAGCAUCCGGCAUGGCUACGAAGCCUGGGCUGGUUGCCACGGCAACAGGCGGAGCAACAGGAAGUACUGUCACAGCAAGAGGAAGUGCUUCAGUUCAGACAGCGGGGAAAGGCACAACUAAAGUUGUGACAGAGCCUGCUUUUGUUCCUCCUAACACGGUAGCGGGCGCUACUGUUGUUGACAUGUCAUCAUCUGGUGCUACUGUUAUUGACGUGACUUCAGCUGGGGCCAGGGGCUCUCCUAAAGAGAUCCCAAAGACGGCCGCUGUCUCCCAAGUCAAAGCUUCAGCUGCACUUCCUGCUCCUGCUGCCGGCACAGCUGGAGCCACUGGCACGACAGGAGCAGCAGCAGCCAAACCAAAAGAGUCUCCCAGGGACACCCCAAAGAGUGCCACUGCCACUACAACAGUCAAAGCUGACGCUCCCAAAGUCGAUGCUGCUGAAGUGGCAAAGCCCGCUGCAACAGCUGCGGCUGUGAGUGCUGGGAAAGAGUCUGUGAAGGGGAAGACACAGGAAGCCAAACCUGGACAGACCAAGGUCCAGGUCGAGGUUGCUCCCCCAGCAGCAAAGGCUGCCAAAGAGGCACCUGCUGUGGAUCCCUUCGACGCCCUAGCCAGCAUUUUGCCACCAUCAGAACCUCUCGCCCCUCAACAGCCUGUUUACAUCGGGCCAGAGGUCAAGGAGCAUGGCAUCACCUCCACGGAGGGUCAACUGUGUGGAAAGAGAGAGGACACACUGCCUCCAGGCUACCGAUUUGGAGAUAUGGCCCCGGUUCCAGCAGAGGUCAAGCCUGAGGCUGUCCCUAAACCUAUGAGUACAGAUGAGGCCUUGGAUUCUCUAUCUCUUGGCUUCUCGACUUCCACAGUCCCGGUUGCACCCAAGAAAGAAGAGAAAAUUGAGAAUAUAGAUGCCAUUGAGGCCUUGUCCGCUGGCUUUUCUAACUUUGCACCACCUCCUGCUGCUCCUGGCAAGAAGUCUGGAGACCCGACGAUUCCCUCGUCAGCUUUGUCCCCUGCUGCUCCUGCUGAUAAGAAGGCCAAGAUGGAGAAAGGUGCUGAUGACUUUUCUCUGAAGGCUGGACUCCCCUCUGCACCUCCCAAGAAACCUCAAGACACUUCGAUUCCCACUGCGGUUGUGUGUGCUGCUCCUCCUGCUGAUAAAAAAGCCAAGAUGGAGAAAGUUUCUGAUGACUUUUCACUUCUGGCUGGACUGGACGCCCCAGUGGACACCAAGCCCAACACUGAUGAGGGUGGUUCGAUGUCUCUGGAUGCUCUCAGCGCUCUCGGGGACACACUGGCAGGACCCAAACUGACUCCUGAGUCCCCAAAACUCAGGCCCGAGGACAUUGUUUCAGAGGAAAAACUGCAGAAAAAGAAGGGUGUACGUGUCGGAGAGAGGGACGACACCCUCCUCCCAAAUUACCGGUUCACCAAAGACAAACUUAAAGACUUGCCUGCUCCUGAACCUGAGCCCACCAUAGGCACCGGCGAAGCGCUGGACAUCUUAUCUGGAGACUUCCUGUCGUCCUCAUCUGCUCCUGCCGUCCAGGCUUCUGUAGUCACCCCCUCCGCCCCUCCUUCACAUCCCAAGGUAGAAGAGUUGUCAGCUCUGGAUUUGCUUGCUGGAGAUCUUGUUGCUCCAACUAAGGCAUCUGCUGUCCAGGCCCCCAUCAUUCCUCCUGCCAAAAAGAAGCCAGAGAUAGCUGUUUGUACUUUUGGAAAGCCCGGCCCUGGUGAUGUCCAACAUGCCAAAAAACCAGAAGCAAAACCAUCUACUGAUAAAGGUGCCUCCAUGUCUCUGGAUGCCCUCAGUGCUCUCGGAGACACCCUGGCGGCCCUUGAACCCACUCCUGAACCUCCUAAGCUCAGGCCUGAGGACAUUGUUUCGGAGGACAAAUUGGACUCAGACAAGGGCGAGCGUGUGGGAGAGAGGGAGGACACCAUCCCCCCAGAGUAUCGGUUUACAGAAGACAAAUUCAAAGACCUGCCUGCUCCUAAGCCUGAACCUACAAUGGACACUGGUGCAGCUCUGGACAUUUUGUCUGGAGACUUCCUGUCCUCCUCAUCUGCUCCUGCCGUCCAGGCUCCUGUUGUCACCCCUUCUGCCCCUCCCGCACAACCCUCUGCAGACUUUGCUCUAGAUGUCUUGGCAGGGGAUUUUGUUGCCCCCGCUGUUGCACCUGCUGUGAGGUCUGCUGUCAGUCAUCCCACAGAAACCCCCCGCCAGCUGUCAACAGGAACAACAGAUGCCCUAGAAGCCCUGUCAAACACCCUGAUAGACACCACUCCUGUCCCAGAGCCCGUCCCAGUGCCCACCAAAAACAUUGUAAAGGAGAAAAAGCUGGUUGAGGAGAAGUUGAUCAAGAUGGGAGAGAGAGACGACAGUCUGCCGCCAGAGUAUCGACCCACCGAGGAGGAUCGCAAGGCGAUGGUGGAAGCCAAGGCCAAAGCAGAUGUCACACCUGAGCAGUCUCUGAAUGACGAAGCGGCUUUGGACCUGCUGUCCGGUCACUUCUCUGCUGCUCCUUUGCCGGUGGCACCAGCAGCAUCAGCAGCAGCAGGCACAACAGAGCUGGUCCCUCCUGUACUGGACUCGGAGCCUCUGAAGCCAAUGGCAGGUCCUGUCUUGGACUCACUGGCCAGUACCUUGACCCCAGAUGUCCCAGAGUUCAAAACUAAGGGAGACAAGCCAAAGGGCAAGAGCAAGUCAAAGUCAAAGUCAAGAAAACACCAUUCAGAGGACCCAUCUGCCAAGGACCAGCCGUCUGAUCAGCGAAGCUCAGAUAUUGUGCAGACGUCUCCAAAGAAAGGCGGCAGGAGAUAAGACCACUUGGUGAGACAGAAGACGUAACGAGUGACAAAAGUGCCUUUCGCGUAAGAUAACUAUGUUAAAUUGCAAAGCCUUUUUUUAUUGACUGCUGAAUGUGUUAUAUGUUUCAGGGUCUCAAUGCAACCACAUAUCCCCAGUCAAAGGGAGGCUUUAAUGAGGGGGCACAUCUCUUGAUGAUGAAUUUAUUUUUCUAUAUGCUGGAGAAUGUAUACUGGAUGAAAGGAAAAGCCUAGUGAUGCUUGUAAAACAUGCCCCAGACACACACACACACACACACACACACACACACACGCACACUGUGCAAUGCCUUUUUUUUUAAUCUUGGUUGCACACUUUGCAGAUGGAUUUUUUUUUGGGGGGGGGGGUUCAUCUUAUCUAUACAAAAUGAAAAGUAAAUUUAUAAAACAUACAAGGAAGGCAAAGAGCAAGUGCGAGUAAGGAUAAAGUGAGAGGAAAGAAGAAGUGGGCAUGUUAAGAUGAUAGAAAGUUUGUUUUACCUAAGGCAAAAGGUUGUUGGUUCGUGUGCCAAGUAUUUUGAGGGAUUUAAGGCAUUGCACAUCAGAGUACUCACUGCGUAUGUACUAGUUGACAGUUUGCAUAUUUUUUCAUUGUUACACUAAUAUUACAACGAUCCUCGAAUUACACUUUUAAAAAACAAAAACAAAAAAACAAGAUUUGAAUAAAAAGAAGACACAAACCAAUAACAACCCUCCAAGUGUGUAAUGGCGUUGCCGCCUUGUUGAAGCAAUAGGAGCUAUCAGCUAGCGUGGGUGUGUCGGAGUGGACGUCUGUGCCAUCCUCACCUUCACAGAGAAGCCAAGUACUCUUAACAUGCCAGCAGGUGCCAUUAAAACACUAUUGUACAGCUUAGUAUGCUCACAGUGAUGUCAACACUUGGUUUACAAUUUUAAGACAGUGGAGAAGAAUUUUUCCGGAUGUGGUCGUCUUGAUUCUGUGCCCAAGAGUUUUUUUUUUUUUUUUGCCAAUGCUAUUAUUUACCAUCUCUCAUGAAAACUGUCUUUUGUGUGCAAUCUGCUUUGUAACAAAAGCUUUCUUUGUGCCCUUACAGCGCCACCGAGCUCUGUAGAUUGCUUCUGUUUAUAUAUUGUAAAAAAGGCAUUUAGCUCUGUACGAGACACUGUAUGAUUUACACAGUCCCCCAAAGGCCAUCGUUUUCAUAUGUAAUUUCAAAAUUAUUAUAGUAAGCACCAUGUUGUUUGGUUUUGUUUUUUUUCUUCCCCUAAGAUUUGUUCAUGUUUAAGUGAAAGAGAGGAGGGCUAUUUUGGAUAUUGGAUAAUGAUUAAAAAGAGGCUAGGUGGACCUGUGUAUCAGCACAAGAAGAGUCUGACUUCUUCUAUUUGCAACUAUAAAUACAGGAAAUGGCUCAUUUAUUAAAAAAACAAAACAAAAACAAAAAAGAAAUAAAGAUAAUGGUGGAAACGCUG